This is a messenger RNA of Chelmon rostratus (copperband butterflyfish), 1889 nucleotides long. RefSeq names its product carboxypeptidase N, polypeptide 1 (gene cpn1). Gene Ontology annotation, biological process: proteolysis. The record is from RefSeq and is a predicted model, not a curated record. Gene Ontology annotation, molecular function: metallocarboxypeptidase activity; zinc ion binding. The transcript is spliced from 9 exons. The coding region runs from base 166 to 1512 and encodes 448 amino acids. NCBI's taxonomy places the organism in Eukaryota, Metazoa, Chordata, Actinopteri, Chaetodontiformes, Chaetodontidae.
GAGCAAGAGAAAGAAGAGGGCAAGAAAGGGAAAGAGCAAGCAGGGAGUACAGCAGUAUGUUUGGUGUGUGAGGAGGUAAACAUACCUGGAAGCGUGUGAGUGUUUUGCACAGUUGCAGGCCGUCUCUUCUCCAGUGACUCCAACAACAACUUGGGCUGAGGGACCAUGCCGCAGGGCUGGACUCUUCCCUGGCUGGCUGCUCUGCUGCUGGGGCUGCUGGGGCUCCCGGUGCGCGGCUCGGACUUCCAGCAUCACCGCUACGAGGACAUGGUGCGAGCCAUGUUCGCAGUGCAGAGCGAAUGCCCCUACAUCACGCGCAUCUACAGCAUCGGGCGCAGCGUAGAGGGGCGCCACCUCUACGUGCUGGAGUUCAGUGAUAACCCGGGUAUCCAUGAAGCAUUGGAGCCGGAGUUCAAGUACGUGGGCAACAUGCACGGCAAUGAAGUGCUCGGCCGUGAGCUGCUCAUUAAGCUCUCCCAGUUCCUCUGCGAGGAGUAUCGAGCCGGAAACCAGAGGAUCAUGAGGCUGAUCCAUGACACGCGCAUCCACAUCCUACCCUCCAUGAACCCAGAUGGCUACGAGGUGGCUGCCAGACAGGGUCCAGAGUUCAACGGCUACCUGGUGGGUCGAGGGAACUCCAGAGAAAUCGAUCUGAACCGGAACUUUCCAGACCUGAACGCGCUCAUGUACUACUACGAGAAGACCAACGGGCGAAACCACCACCUGCCCCUGCCGGACAACUGGGAGCAACAGGUUGAACCAGAGACGUUGGCAGUCAUAAAAUGGAUGCAAAACUACAAUUUUGUCCUGUCAGCCAACCUCCACGGAGGAGCUGUGGUCGCCAAUUACCCCUUUGACAAGUCGAGAGACCCUCGCAUUCGAGGGAGGACCACAUAUGCAGCCACUCCUGAUGACAAAAUCUUCAGAAAGUUGGCGAGGACUUACUCGUAUGCUCACAGCUGGAUGCACAAGGGUUGGAACUGUGGGGACUUCUUUGACGAGGGGAUAACAAACGGGGCCAGCUGGUACUCUCUGUCCAAAGGCAUGCAGGACUUCAACUACCUGUACAGCAACUGCUUCGAGAUCACCCUGGAGCUGAGCUGUGAUAAGUUUCCUCCAGCAUCAGCACUGCCCAGAGAAUGGCUGGGCAACCGCGAAGCAUUGGUUUCAUACCUGGAACAGGUGCAUCAUGGGAUAAAAGGCAUGGUGUAUGAUGAAAACAACAACCCGAUUGGCAACGCUGAGAUCUCAGUGGCUGGCAUCAACCACGAUGUGACCAGCGGACUGGAUGGCGACUAUUUCAGACUUCUGUUACCAGGUACCUACACUGUGACAGCAUCCGCCCCAGGUUACGUCCCCUCCACCAGCACUGUCACAGUGGGACCAGCUGAAGCCAUACAGCUCCAUUUUUACUUGAAAACGGCACCAAAACAAAACCUGAAAGUGAAGCCACACAACGGCAAGAGGAACCUCUCAUCUCCCAAAGCCCCCUUAAAACUCGGCCCGAGAUGAGACACGGACAAUAAUCCAGACAACACACAAACAUAUAUACAUACAUACUGAAAAUCCCACAUAAAACAUACACACAUGCACGUGCAUACACGUACAAAUUAUGGAAAUGAUAAUUGACCAUAAUAUAUGUAUGUAAUUUUACCUUUGUAGUCCUAUGAUUAUGCAUUUCAAACAUUUGUUUUCUUAUUUGUGUUUUUUGUUGAUAAAUAUAAACUGCGUGUCUGUAUUAAGAAUAUGUUGCUGGUGUAUUUAUGUAACAGUGUUGAUUUGUAUGAACACAGCUAUCCUGUAUUUGUAAAGGACUUUUUUUGAUUUUGAUUACUACUAUAAUUUGACAAAAAUUGAAAGUGAAAAUAAAAGAACGUUUUUUGCUGUCA